Pseudopodoces humilis (Tibetan ground-tit) is the source of this 572-nucleotide messenger RNA. Lineage: Eukaryota; Metazoa; Chordata; Aves; Passeriformes; Paridae. The record is from RefSeq and is a predicted model, not a curated record.
AGCGAGGGCGCGGCGCACGCGCACGGCGAGGGAGUGGCGGAAGUGAAGCGGCGGCGGAGCAGGAGGCGCCAUGGAGGUUCUGUCUGUUGCCGCCGCUCUCUGUGGGCCGGAGCUGGAGCGUUUCGGUCGCUGCGUGGCCGCGAGCGCCGGGAGCUGGGCCCGGGAUUGUCACCAACUGUCCCUGAGCGUCACCCGCUGCACCUCCCACCACCCCCUGGUGCGCCGGAUCCGCCGGGAUUGCUCGGAUUCCUUCGGAGCGUUCGAGCGCUGCCUCCGGGACCGGCCCCGGGACGCGGCCGAGUGCGGCCCCCACGUCCAGGAAUUCCUGAGCUGCGCCCAGAACGUCACCCGGGAACAUUCCCGGAAUUCCAGCCGCGAUUCCAGCCCCGGAGAGAAUCCCUGGAAUUAAAACUCCUCCGGAAAAGCCUCGGAACCUUCCGGAACCUUCGGAAUUUCCCCUCUGGAAAAGGAGCUGAUCCCGAAUUUCCGGAACAUUCCCGGAGUUUGGAUCCCAAAAAUUGGAGAGGAAAAAAAAAAGAAAAAUAAAAAAUUCCAGCGGGAAUUUCCCCGGG